Messenger RNA from Porites evermanni, 429 nucleotides. Lineage: Eukaryota; Metazoa; Cnidaria; Anthozoa; Scleractinia; Poritidae. The record is from the annotation of a GenBank genome assembly.
GUUUGGUGUGGAAAUUGUCCAGUAGGCCACAUAAUGCUGGGGGAAACGAUUAAAAGGUUAUGCAAAGACGCUGGAAUUGAAGGUCCAUUCACAAACCAUAGCCUUCGUGCGACAACAGCCUGCACCGGGGGACCGCAGAAAGGAAUUUCAGAUAAAUUUGUAAUGGAGCGUACAAAGCUUAGAGAUUUUAGGUCGUUGCAAAAAUAUCAACGCUCAGAUACUUCAAGUAAGAUUGAGAUUUCAAAGAAGUUCGACUGCUGUGAAGCCAUGUCACUACGCGAGUCAGUUACUUCUGAAAAGGUGUCAAUAAAACGUGAGGUCGAGGUGGAUAAGGAAGAAGUGAAAGGCUGUUCAAGAUUUCUGAAGGGACGUAAUGAAGCCGGAACGUCUGCUACUUUUAAUAAUUGUACUUUCAUAGUCUCAAAAGAC